CUGUCUGACUUGGAGCAGAAAAAUUUCAAGAUAGCACAAAGUGUCGUUGAUCGUGUUAAAAAACGAUUAAAAUUCAUUGGAGUAUGGCCAUUUGAAAUAUCAUUUUUUGAUAAAAUAAGAUUUUCAUUACUUGUGUUCUAUCAUGCAAGUCAUUUAAUGAUGGGAUAUGCUGAUUUAAUAUCAGUAUUCGGUGAUGUCGCUAAAACAAUUGAAAAUUUUAGUGAAACAGCAAUUCAAUCGGGAAUUUUAUUUCGCAUAUUAUUAUUAAAAUUUAGUAAAAAUUUACAUAUUUUACUUGCUAAAACAAUUGAUGAUAUGGAUGAAGAAAAUUACAAAGAUGAUGAAGAAAAAAAAUUAUUCAUAAAAUACCAUUCGUUUGCUGAUAAAUACCUGAGAAUUGGAGUUUUUUUUGCAAUGGGAGCGACAAUUUAUUGGCACAGUAAAGCAUUACCUGGAUUUAUUAUUUCACGAAUACAUCAUGAAAAUACAACACUAGCAACACCAUUUCGAAUUCGUAUAUUCAUUGACUUUACUCCAUUACACAGAGUUUUAUUACUUUAUGUUUAUGAAAUAACGAUGAUUUACAUAAGCAACAUUGGUAUUGUUUUGUUAAUUGUUUACACUUUAAUUGUCGGAAAUAUAUGUAUACAAUUAGCAGUAUUAUCUCACAGAAUAAAAAUAUACUUUGAUGAUAAUAAUGACAAAAAUAUAUCAAGAAAAUACAUAUCAUUUUCAAAACAUAUUGAAAAACAUUGUCAACUUAUUUUAAUGGUACGACAAACAAAUGAUGUUUAUUAUGUUCAAUUAUUUUAUGAACUAUUGAGCUACACGAUCCUCCUGGCUGCUCUUAUUUAUUCUGGAACUUUGAGUUACAGUCAACUGGAUUUCUUGUCAACAGUUUUUCUUGGUGCAUAUAUUGUUUGCAUUUUAAUGGUUAUAUUUUUAACAUGUUAUUUAGGUGAAUGUAUGCAUACUGAGGUUGAUAAUCUUAGAGAUACGUAUUAUCAAUGUCUAUCAUAUAAUUUAUCAAUAAAAGACAAAAAAAAAUUAAUGAUAUGCAUGAUAAUAGCUGACAGGCCACUUGAUUUAACAGCUGGAGGAUUUUACAUUUACUCUCUCCACUCAUUUCUUCUGAUUAUAAAAUCAUCAAUGGCUCAAGAAGAAUUUGACGAUGCCUCUAAAAUUAUGAAUUUAAAUAAAUUUUUGCUAUCAACACUUGGCCUUUGGCCAAAUAAAAAAAAUACAUUUAUAUUUAUAUUGACAUUUGGUUAUUUUGUUUAUCACAUGUUUUGUGAAUAUCUUGAUUUAUUAUUAUUUAUUGAUGAUCUUGAACAUGUGAUUGAAAAUUUAACUGAAAAUAUGGCAUUUACACAAAUACUAGUGCGAAUUGCAAUGCUUAAAAAAUAUAAUAGAAAACUUGGUGAUAUUAUUAAUGAAGCAAUUAAAGAUUAUGAUUAUAAAUUAUACAAAACGACAGAAGAAAAAAAAGUAUUUAUUGAUUAUAUUAAAAGGGCAAAGCUAUUUUGUAAAUUAUUAUGUAUUUUUGUUGCAAUGACAGCGUCGAGUUAUUAUGUUAAACCAAUAACAAGUCCACCACCACAACCACCACCAUCAUCAACAAUUAAUGAUGAUGAUUUUAUAAUUAAUAAUUUAACAAAACCCUUUAUACUACCUUAUCGAUUUUAUUUAUUUCAUCAAGUUAAUGAUUUUAAAAUGUAUGUCAUCACGUAUGUAUCACAAUUUCCAUUUGUUUUUGUCAGUGGCUUUGGACAAACUGCAGCUGAUUGUUUGAUGGUAUCACUUGUAUUUCAUAUCUGUGGUAAAUUAGCUGUUUUAUCAAUAAAAAUAUCGACAAUUAAUCCAAAUAUAAAUUUUUGUAAAAAACAACUCAAUGAAAUUAUUAUUGAACACAACAGAUUAUUAAAAAUGGGACAAGAUAUUGAGGAAGCCUUUAGUGAAACUUUAUUGAUACAUCUAGUAGGUGCAACAUCACUUGUAUGUAUACUUGGAUAUCAAUUAUUGACUAAUUAUGCAAAAGGACAAAAUGCCGAUCUUGCAACAUUUUUAAUAUUUAUUUUUCUUGUAUUUCUAAUAUUAUAUGCACAUUGCGUUGUUGGUGAAUCACUAAUUACCGAGAGCAAUAAAGUUUGUGAAGCAUAUUAUGCUUGUCAAUGGUACAAUAUGCCACAUGACACGUCAAAUGGAAUAAUACUGUGCAUGAUAAGAUCACAAAAGCCACUUGGUUUAUCAGCAGGAAAAUUUAAAACUUUAUGUUUAAGCACACUGACAGAAGUUCUCAAAACAGCAAUGGGAUAUUUGUCUGUUCUACGAUCAUUUUUGGCAGUGUAAAUGAAAGCUCUAUUAGUUGAAAC
Messenger RNA from Aphidius gifuensis, 2372 nucleotides. RefSeq lists its product as uncharacterized. The coding region runs from base 157 to 2349 and encodes 730 amino acids. Gene Ontology annotation, cellular component: plasma membrane. The record is from RefSeq and is a predicted model, not a curated record. The transcript is spliced from 13 exons. Gene Ontology annotation, molecular function: odorant binding; olfactory receptor activity. Lineage: Eukaryota; Metazoa; Arthropoda; Insecta; Hymenoptera; Braconidae. Gene Ontology annotation, biological process: sensory perception of smell; detection of chemical stimulus involved in sensory perception of smell.